Anopheles arabiensis is the source of this 2318-nucleotide messenger RNA. Its product is annotated as alpha-tocopherol transfer protein-like. The coding region runs from base 262 to 1188 and encodes 308 amino acids. Gene Ontology annotation, molecular function: phosphatidylinositol bisphosphate binding. Gene Ontology annotation, cellular component: membrane. Lineage: Eukaryota; Metazoa; Arthropoda; Insecta; Diptera; Culicidae. The transcript has 6 exons. The record is from RefSeq and is a predicted model, not a curated record.
CGUCGCUUGGCUCAUUUCACCGUUGAAAUCACCGAGUGAUCAGAAGCGUUGCGCAGCACACCUGCUCGCCACAUUCUAACAACCUCCGCCGCGUGUUGCGCCUUCUUCGAUGUGCGUCUGCUAGAAGUGAAAGAAUACUCUCGCGAUCCUCUUCGACCAAACAGUGCGUGUUCGUGUGCCGUUCGUGUGUGACAUUUGCGUGUGCCGUAACAACAGUUUCGCUCGCUUUACGACGCUAGCUUCAGAACAGUGCACGUGGUCAUGGCGUCGCUAAAGUUUGAUGACAACAACGUCCCCUAUCUCGACCUCGGCGACGGCUAUCGGAUCGCCCUGGAAGGGGACGAGUACACCGACGCGAAGGCGAAGGAAAAGGCCGCCCGGGAGCUGCGCGAAACGCCGGACGUGGUGGAGCAGUCGCUUCAGGAGUUGCGCUCCCUGCUGCAAGAGGAAAAGACUCUCUACGUCCCGAUGGAUAAUGAUGCGUUCAUGAUUAAGUUUUUGCGACCGUGCAAAUACUACGCACAAAGUGCAUUCGAGCUGAUUAAACGCUACUAUCGCUUCCGCAGCAAACACCCGGACCUGUGCGACGAGCUAUACCCGGCCUCGGUCAAGCAUGUGUACGCGGAAGGGUUGGUCCACUUUCUGCCCCUGCGCGAUCAGCACGGUUCCCGCAUUUUGGUGCUCGAGUGUGGCAAGAAAUGGAAACCGUCCAAGGUGUCCCUGACCGAUCUGUUCCGCGCGGUCCAGCUCGCCCUGGAGGCGGGUAUGUAUGAGCCGCGCACUCAGCUGAACGGUGCCGUCGUCAUCCUGGACAUGGAGGGACUGGCACUGUCACAGAUCAUGCAGUUUACGCCCAAGUUUGCGGCGAUGGCACUCGACUGGAUACAGCAGUGUACUGCGAUGCGCCUCAAAUCCGUCCACAUCGUGAACAACUCGUAUCUGUUCAAUAUGCUGUUUGCCAUCUUCAAGCCAUUCCUUUCGGAGAAGCUACGCAAGCGGUUAUUCUUCCAUCAGAAGGACUGGAACUCGCUGAUGUCGCACGUCGAGGCGAAGUGCCUGCGCCCCAAGUACGGCGGCACACUCGAGUGUCUCGAAACGGACGGUAUGCUACUCGGGGAGAUGUUUGAGCUCUAUCACAAAGAAUAUGAACUUGCCAACUCUUUCGGUUACCUUAAGAAACAGGAUUAAUGUGAACGUAUACCAGAAGUUAUUUCUUGAAAACGACUAGCAAGUAAACACUAGUAAUUAAGCACAAAAAAGAGCACUCAGAUUGUGAUAUCAAGCGAUCAAAUGACAAUCCGGUACUUUGCGAUUGGACCACGUCCAGUGCGACCCACUUUUGAAGGAGGGAAUGUAAAUGGAAUAUUUUGUUGGGAGGGUUUUAUCUUUUGUAUUUUUUUUUUGUUCUUGUAAAGGUAGUAAGACGGUUACGAGUGGAGUGCACCAAGCGCCAUUUUAAUAGCAGUGCAAUAUUCUAAGUCAAUGACUAAAUGCCAAUAAAAGGACUGUUGGAAGGUGGAUUCAUUGUUGUUUGAGGUUCUUAAUAAUAGAAGAGCUCACACGGGUAUAAGAGACAAAGCUGAGCUGACGGAUAUAGGACUGAAUUUGAAGGUCUUUAACGUAAAUUUUCGAUUACCCAGGAUUGGAGAGCUUUAGGAACUCCAUCUAAGCGCGAUUGACUAACAAACUCAAGGUCGUUUAAAACACCACAUAAAAUGCAGCUUCCCUAGUCUUUAAGAAGGAUUAAUUGGAAUGUAUUUGACACAUAAUUCCCAAAAUUCAAAUGUAACUUUUUGGUUUGAAUUUGCUGCUUGUAGUAUUGAAAUUGCCAGAGAUACCCAGUAAAGUCCUUGAAGUGUUUACAGGGUUUCCCACGAUUUAUUGGUCGGUUUUCAUAAUUCUUUGGGCUCGUCUCACGAUUUAUUCAUCGUAUCCCAUAGAUUUUUGGUUCUUUCUCAUAAUGUAUUAGUAUCGUCCGAUUGGAUAUCAAUACAAUUGAAUCAAAAAAUUCUGGGGAAUGCCACAAAUUCGUGGGAACACACCAAAACAUUUUGGGAAGCAAUCAAAAAAAUGUGGGAUCCAACCAAUAAAUCGUGAAAAAUCUGUAAUGAAUGUUUAAAUUCUCGCUAGUUUUGUGCUGUCAAUGGCUCUUUUUCGCAGUUCAUACUGUGUAUUCCAAGCCCUAUUGCUUAUUUACAACUACUUAUGUUCAUAAUAAUGAGUUAUAACUAAGACUGUAACUAUACAGAUUAUAACUACUUAUAACUAAGAUCACCAUGAAUAGUGCUCAAAAAUAAAUAUUACUGCUACGACUAUUA